AGUGGGCGAGUGGAAGGUCGCGGGGCUCUCUGUUCCCCUCGCUGAAGUUGCACGUCAGGGCGGGCUGCAGUGAUUAUCGGAUGCCGCGGAGGAUGAGGACGGGAGAGAUCGGGGCGGAACACUCCCUUGCUGCCGGAGGGGAGAGGGUCCUGACUCAAGGAUUAAAGGCUGUGCCACAUGGCCCUUGAUUAUUCUGGGAACGGCCUUGAACCAUGCGUCAGUGGAAGAAGGCAGAGCCGUACGCGAGUGUAAAGAGAGCUCCCAUGCAACUUGAAAUUAGCAAGUGGCUGUGCAGAGGGCUAAAGGUAGCCCAGGAAUUAGGCUCUAGACUUGUAACAGCUCAGUCUCUUCCCCCGUCCUGCAGUUCCGGUCAGUUCGUCUCAGAAGACAGUUUCUUUCCGGGAGUUCUCAUUCACACUCACUAGCGCGGUGUAGCAUUGGAGAUGAAAUCCUCUCAAGCUCUCAGGUGGUUUCAGGAGGCCCCGUAUUAGUUCAAAAACUAUUGUAAGUGUAUUGUGAGCACAUUGUGUCAGAAACAGACGGACACAUCCCUGCCCUCUCACAGUAGAAGUUUAUUGAAUGACAAUAAAGUCAAUCACAAGACACGAUUACCUGGUUCCUAUAUGCUGCCCUCUGCACAGCUGGUCUCCACGAGCAUCCGGCUUGUCCCGUCCUGGAUCUGCAAUUCUUCUCGUUCGUUCAUGGACCUGAAGGCUCUCCUUUCCUCCUUGAACGACUUUGCAUCCCUCUCCUUUGCUGAGAGUUGGGACAAUGUGGGGUUACUGGUGGAGCCGAGCCCUCCCCAUACUGUAAAGACGCUCUUCCUGACCAAUGACCUGACGGAGGAGGUCAUGGAGGAGGCUCUGCAAAAGAAGGCGGACCUCGUUCUCUCCUACCAUCCACCCAUCUUCCGGGCCAUGAAGCGUAUAACUUGGAAAACCUGGAAGGAGCGCCUGGUGAUCCGGGCGCUGGAGAACAGGGUUGCCAUCUACUCCCCCCACACGGCCUAUGAUGCCGCACCCCAGGGAGUCAACAGCUGGUUGGCCAAAGGGCUUGGAACUUGCACUGCCAGGCCCAUCCACCCCUCCAAAGCUCCUGACCACCCCACAGAGGGGGCCCACCGAGUAGAAGUCAGUGUGGACCACACCCAAGACCUGGACAAAGUCCUGUCUGCAGUGAAAGGAAUUGAAGAGGUUUCUGUCACUUCUUUUCCUGCUAGGUGUGAUGACGAGGAACACACCCGGAUCAGCCUGAACUGUACUCAGAGGGCUUUGAUGCAGGUGCUCUCUUUUCUCUCCCAGAACAGACAGCUUUAUCAGAAAACUGAAAUUCUGUCGCUGGAGAAGCCUUUGCUUCUGAAUACCGGAAUGGGACGGCUGUGCACACUGGAUGAACCUGUCUCCCUGGCAACAAUGAUAGAGCGAAUCAAAGGACAUCUAAAGCUAGCUCAUCUUCGCUUAGCUCUUGGAGUAGGGAAGACCUUAGAGUCUCCAGUCAAAGUUGUGGCCCUGUGUGCUGGUUCUGGGGGCAGCGUUCUACAAGGAGUAGAGGCGGACCUUUACCUCACAGGUGAAAUGUCCCACCAUGAUGUUCUGGAUGCUGCGUCCAAAGGAAUAAAUGUCAUUCUUUGUGAACACAGCAACACUGAACGAGGCUUCCUUUCCGAUCUUCAAGAAAUGCUGAGUGUUCACUUGGAGAAUAAGAUUAAUAUUAUCCUGUCUGAGACAGACAGGGACCCUCUUCACGUGGUUUAAAACACACAAGAUGUCAUUUGGAUCGCAAUAGGACUGUGGGGGAAGAGCUGGUGGUGCCAUCAUCCAGCAGAACUACUCGAUUGACAUCGUUUUCAGUUCGUCAGUCUGGCUCACUAAAUGUCAUAGCUCAUAAGGUAAAGACCAUGUGUAAAGAGUACAAUAAAGACGAAUAUUCAUUAUAAA
Molecule: messenger RNA, 1937 nt
Organism: Onychomys torridus (southern grasshopper mouse)
Lineage: Eukaryota; Metazoa; Chordata; Mammalia; Rodentia; Cricetidae
Gene: Nif3l1
Product: NGG1 interacting factor 3 like 1
Exons: 7
Coding region: 624-1754 (376 amino acids)
Cellular component (GO): cytoplasm; mitochondrion
Source: RefSeq, a predicted model, not a curated record